Messenger RNA from Klebsormidium nitens, 1221 nucleotides. The record is from the annotation of a GenBank genome assembly. Lineage: Eukaryota; Viridiplantae; Streptophyta; Klebsormidiophyceae; Klebsormidiales; Klebsormidiaceae.
AUGCCACCGGGGGCUUUCAUUGCGUCACAAGACGUCAACGCCGGCGGGUCCAAGAUGUAUAGUGCGUUCAAGAGCACACAAGCCUUCGAGGAAUACACUGCAAGGAUGGCCGCCGACUGCCGAACGCCGCACUUGUACGAGAUCCUGCUCGCUUCAGAGGCUUCUUGGCUCUACUCGGACCUCGACUACACGUUGCGUGCCAACGAUCCACAGGAGUUUCUCGAGAGGCGCCAGCAUCUCCACCACCUCUUCGAGCACUUCUGCACCCAUAUCAUGCAGCUUCCUCCUGGUCUACUCCAGCCCCCUGAAGUUGCUGCAUCCCAUGGAGCCCUUUCCCACGGUCUUUACAAGUGCAGCGUUCACGAGGUUUGGAAGGGAGUCUACUUCUCGGAUCUGGAGGCGCGUACUGAAUUCAAAACGGCCUUCAGCCACUUCUUGGACCACCCUCCGGCGGAGCUGGCACGCAGCGCGGAGUUCAUUGGAUACAUGAAGCCCGACAGCGGGUUGAAGAGAGAAAAGAUCUGGGAUGAUUCCGUUUCUCGAGGAACCGAAACUGGCGCACCCUCCGCUCAAGCAAACUCGGAAGCACGCGCAUCCUCUGCCCGGACAAGAGUAGCUCAGAGCAUGUCUCCGACCACCUCAUCGGUGUUCGCGAAUAGCAAGAACUGGCGCGCGCGCACAAGAUCGACGUCCGACCGCUGCAAGAGUACAACGCAGCGGCAGGAGUGGGUGGCGCAUCGAGUGGCGCGGCGCAUGGCCGUGUCAGCGAUCGACAGAUCCCCAGGCAUCGAGCGUCUCUGCUCUCUUGAGAGGUCCCUCUGCUGGACCGAAGAGUACUCGCUGCCGAGUGAAAUGCGACCCUACCCCACGGUCAAGAUCCACCCGGAAACUCUGCGGACGCUCCUGGUGAGAGCGAACAAGGGGGUCGGGAAGUCGAAGGCCGGUUCUACCUAUCUAGUGGAGAUGCUCGGGAAGAACCCAUCUGCCAGUUGUGUCGUCAUCGCUAGCAACGUGGCGCUGGCUGACAAGCACCUGGAGGAGCUUCAUCGAGCGGGGCUGACGGACUUCGUGCUCUACUCCGAUGUCGAGCCUUGGGCUAUUGAAGACGAGAGGGUCGUCAUCUGCAUCAGCUCCAUGCCCCGACUGAGCUCCCUUGACAAAGACAUCGUCUACAUGGACGAGAUGGACGUGACCCUGGGCAAUCUGACUCCGACGUCAUGA